AUGAAUCGCCGCGGCUCGGCGUUUCCAGCCCACGCGCUUCGACUAGCAGCAGUCCUAUUCAUCGUCACUGUCGCACCCGCCGCCGCCGCUGGCCGGCGAUUAGAGACACUCGAUACAACGACGAACGCUGCCUCCGCAGGCACCGUGACCUCUGUCGACGCGACACCUGGCGCGUUGGCAUUGGACCUCCUGGCGCUGGCGGUGGACGCGAAGACGCGCGCGCAGAUUAAAGCCCUCGCGCCGCUGCUCGGCAGCGCGGACCUGACGGGCGUCAGCAAGCCGCCCGAGCGCGCGUCGUACUUAACUAAAGACGCGUUCGCGGCGGCGGCGCGCAAGUGGCUCGCGACGGUGAUGAAGCGCGUGCAGAAGAUGAUUCAGCUGGCGGGGGGAGGCGGAGGGAAGGGGCGCGGAUCCAGCAAGGGCAACAGCGGACGCGGGAACACCACAACCGUUGACCGCAGCCUGGGGUACGUUCCCCCUCCCAGCACGGAUCCCGCGAAGCUGCCGAAUCUGAACACGGUGUCGCGCUACCUCACCGUGGGUCUCACGCUCGACCAAACCUCGCAGAAGCUCACCUGGGACUUCCAGAAGAGUGUUGACCACAGCAAGCUGUUCUCGCCUGACGACGAGUUCGACCAGGGCAACUGCGGGUCCUGCUGGGCGUACGCGGCAGCGCGGGCGGUGCAGGGAGCGUAUUUGAAGCUCAAGGAGACGGACGAUGAUGUGUUCCCCAGCGGCGUGCGGCUGUCGGUGCAGCAGCUGGUCGACUGCACCGGCGCUGCUGCCUCGUGCCGGGGGGGGUACCCCGAGGCUGCUCUACAGUAUGCGGCUAAAUACGGGCUGCAGGACGAGGCGGGCUAUGCUUAUACCGGGGCCAGCGGCAAGUGCAGUGUCAACAAGGACUCGGACUCUUACAGCAUCAGCAUGUACGAGCAGGUGCCACUGCCAGGGCCGCUAGACUGGCUGCUGGCCAAUGCUCCCUCUUCCUUACCAUGUGCUUUCUCUUCCCUACCACCCCUCACCACCCCUCUCCACCGCUCUAAGGACUUCUACAACAUCAGCAUGUACGAGCAGGUGCCACUGCCAGGGCCGCUAGACUGGCUGCUGGCCAAUGCUCCCUCUUCCUUACCAUGUGCUUUCUCUUCCCUACCACCCCUCACCACCCCUCUCCACCGCUCUCAGGACUUCUACAACAUCAGCAUGUACGAGCAGGUGCCACUGCCAGGGCCGCUAGACUGGCUGCUGGCCAAUGCUCCCUCUUCCUUACCAUGUGCUUUCUCUUCCCUACCACCCCUUACCACCCCUCUCCACCGCUCUCAGGACAAGUGGAACAUCGCGAUGUACGAGCAGGUGCCACUGCCGGGGCCGCUGGGGCUCAUUCUCGCGCUGCAGAAGCAGCCCGUCAUCGUCACCAUCCGCGCCUCAGCGCAAGACUUUAUCGACUAUGCAGAGGGCAUUUACGAGGGGUGGAAGUGCUACAGCCCCGUGGGAGAAGUUGUUGACGACACGAGGGGCACAGGGAUGGGGGCGACAGCCACAGCCACCAACAACACGGGGCUGCUGGACCACGUGAUGCUGGCCGUGGGGUAUAACUAUGUCGUGCCGGGCAGCGCGCAGAAUUACUUCAUUCUGAAGAACAGCUGGGGGAAAAACUGGGGGGAGAAUGGUUAUAUGAAGAUUCGUAUGGAGGGUGACUCGUUCGGCACGUGCGGCAUGCUGGUGAACCGAGGGCUCUACCCCGUUGUGAAUGAGAUAUCCACGAGCACAUCAGCAGCGGUGCAGGGGACAUACACAGUGCAGGGGGGAGAGACGUGUGGCGGCAUCUACGGCUUCAUCGGCCUCACCCAGGAGCAGUUCAUGCAGCAGAAUAAGGGAGUGGACUGUGACAAUCUCAAGGCGGGUCAAGUACUCAACAUCUCCAUCCCCUCUACGGCUCAAGUGUGCCGCGUGCGCUACACUGUCACCCAGAUCUGCAUCCAAGUGGGUGAUGCAGUCUCAGGAGCAGCGGACUACAACCUGUGCACGGAGUACCAGCCGGUCACUCAGUGGUUCACGUGUGCCACCGCGGUCGCCAACUACGGCAUGUCGUGGCUCGACCUCUACCGCCUCAACCCCGGCAUCAGCUGCGACUCGCUCAGCACGCUCACUGCCUCCGAGAUCUGCGUCGCUGGCACGCCGUUGGGAGCGGUGGCGUGCGGUAAGGCGCGGUCGAGGACGGUGGCGAACCGGAAGUAUACGGUGGUGGCGGGGGACAGCUGUGCGUCGCUGGUGGUGGUGCAGUUCCAGCGCCAGCCGUCGCUCAUGAGCGACCUCAACCGUGGCUGGAUGUGCCGCUCCCAGAGCCUCUUUGCCGGCAUGCCCCUCUGCAUCCCCUCUUAG
This is a messenger RNA of Closterium sp. Yama58-4, 2379 nucleotides long. NCBI's taxonomy places the organism in Eukaryota, Viridiplantae, Streptophyta, Zygnematophyceae, Desmidiales, Closteriaceae. The record is from the annotation of a GenBank genome assembly.